ACAAGGUCAAAAGCCCACAAGCCGCAGCAUGGCACUCCAGCUCCGGUACCCUGAAGAAGCCGACUUCCACUCGCGCACGUUCGUCGACGUCGAGGAAGCGCCCGCGCCCGCGCUAGCCGACGCCAUCUUCCGCUGGAGUCCGAGCGUGCGAGCGGACCUCGCACGCCGCAACGAAACCUGCUUGACGCCAGCGCGCUUGCUCGUCGCGACCGGCGCCGAGGCCACGGCGUUUGCCAAGACCAUCUCGCAGGGCUCGCCCGUGCUUGGCACGCUCGUCCUCUCGACGACGCCGAUCGCGCACACGACCUUUGGCGCCGGACCCGCCGCGGUCUGCGCGCUCGUAGCCCUCACGCCCGAGACGCUGCUGCUCCUCGCGCCGCUCGAGGUCGCCGAGAACGACGUGUGGACGUUUGUUGAUGCGCUCUUUGCCCACGUCGCGCCGCAGGAGGUCAUGUCCUUGAGCGCCCUCAUGUCGGUCACAUACGACGCCACCUUGCACGACGGCUGUGUGCUCUACCAGCUUGCGUCGUCGCCUCUCUCGGAGGUGCCCAUGCUGCCUGCGCCACGCUUCGUGACGGGCAUUCCAGCCGCGCUCCUCACCUAUUGCACGCUUCGCCGUCGCCGCGCCUCGGUGUUUGUCUCGCUGCUGCACCCGACAACGUCACUGCUCGAGUCGACGCGCUGUUUUGCCCCGCUGCUAGCGCAUCUCGGGCUUUCGUCAGUCCCGACAACCAAGAGCCUCGACGAUGCUGCCACCACCAAGUCGUUUGAGAGCUUGUACAUCUAGUACGCACUUCGAUCCUGGA
Molecule: messenger RNA, 806 nt
Organism: Saprolegnia parasitica CBS 223.65
Lineage: Eukaryota; Oomycota; Saprolegniomycetes; Saprolegniales; Saprolegniaceae
Exons: 5
Coding region: 29-787 (252 amino acids)
Biological process (GO): proteasome core complex assembly
Cellular component (GO): endoplasmic reticulum
Molecular function (GO): proteasome binding
Source: RefSeq, a predicted model, not a curated record